Drosophila ananassae is the source of this 1440-nucleotide messenger RNA. RefSeq lists its product as uncharacterized. The record is from RefSeq and is a predicted model, not a curated record. The coding region runs from base 72 to 692 and encodes 206 amino acids. NCBI's taxonomy places the organism in Eukaryota, Metazoa, Arthropoda, Insecta, Diptera, Drosophilidae. The transcript has a single exon.
UAGCUUUCGUAUAGUUGUCAUUUCAGUUUUUUUAUAAGUGAAAACUGUAGUAUUAAAUUAAAUAGAAAGUUAUGAUUAUCUCAAGUCAAAAGUCUUUGACGGACGACAGGGCCUCGCCACAAUACAGUCCGUCUGUGUUGAUUGGAAACUGGGCGGAAAGGCGCUACGCAGUGGAGGAGCAGAGCAACGCCAUCCUGCCUGGCAUCCAAGUGGUUGGAUGUGAACAUCAUCGGUCGCUCUACAAGGAUUCAUUCACGGAAGAAGAUUUCGUUUCCCCCGAUACAACGCCAUUUUUCACGGAACACCGAAAGCUGGCCUAUCAGAAUUUUAUGAAAAACGGGCGUUCCAAUUUGAACCUGGUUGAUAAUGAUUCUUUGAAGCGCAAUUUCACCACAACUAUGACCCUUGAGUUCCAGGAACUUCCUAGGCUAAGGAUGUUACACGCUUGUAGAGAUCAUAACAAGAUGGGGCCUCCUCAGCAGCCGUUUGAGGUCGAUCGACUUCAGGCAUUCGGUAAUCUUACAAAGACCCACAACUAUCUAAAGCGCUUCAAGUGCGAGAAACUUCUGUCGGAGCUUAGUUACAUGCAAACAACGUAUUCUGCUUUUUUCAACCGGGCUCGGAAGCGUCAGCCAAUCUUUGAAUUCGGUCCAGACUACGAUGGCGUGGUAAAGUUUGAUUUGGCAUGCUAAUAAAUUUAAUGUCGGAAAAACUGAAAUUUAUAAUGUAUUAUUAAAUAUAAAAUGUAGAUGUAUUGUAGUCUAAAAUGCUAAAUAAAAAAUCGUGUGUAAAAGAAGUCGGUAAUUUAUAUUACAAGAUUCAAUUUAUUUCAAAUCAUUUUCUUGUAUAAUCAUAUGGUUUUUAUAAUUUAAGUAGUCCUUAUAGUUUUGAUGCCAGAAAUUCAUUGUGGUUUAUUUUUUUUUGGUUGCAUAUGCCUAGGCAAUGGCUUUUUUAUUCUUUUAACCCUCUGUUUGGCUAUUUUUUACUUUUUUGAGUUUUCAUUUUGGAAAUUAGUACAGCAAGAGACGGUUACAAUAUGUAUUUUUUGUCUUGCCUUUGUUAUAGAAUAUAUAUGUAAAUAUUAAUUAAUUAUUACAAAAAGUAAAAUUUUACGACAUUAAACUAGACGACGCAAUUUUUUUUUCAUAUAAUUACUCGCUUAAAUACUUUACUUUUGACUCGAUAUUUGCUUGCCUUAAAAUCGUAUUUUCUUACUUUUGAAUUCCAUAAUUUUGGACUGCCAUAAUAGGUAUCAUUUUCUAUUUCGAAUAUUUUUCAUCUUUUUGGCUGAUGAUUAUUUUUAAAAUGAUUCUUAAAAUCUAAACCAAUGGAAGGUGAUUGGGGUUAAGCGUGUGGUGUUGUCAGUGGGUGUUUGGUGGUCAGAUAUUUUGUUGUUAGUUUUUCGGUUUUUGGUCUGAAUAUUGUAUUUUUGAUCAGGGA